Molecule: messenger RNA, 1484 nt
Organism: Zingiber officinale
Lineage: Eukaryota; Viridiplantae; Streptophyta; Magnoliopsida; Zingiberales; Zingiberaceae
Product: RING-H2 finger protein ATL46-like
Exons: 2
Coding region: 206-1255 (349 amino acids)
Source: RefSeq, a predicted model, not a curated record
AUCCCCGUCCUUUUUGUAUCGAUCGUUCCAACCCCAAUAAAAAGGCAGACCGCAAAGCGGAAGCCGGUAGCAUCCAAUCCACACUCAAAUUGAUCCACUUCACUUGCGACAAUCUCCGAUCGCGUUAGAACACAGAGAUCCAUCCAAUUCCUAACUGCCUUGGGAUUUCAUCUUCCACUAUCGAUCGUCUUUUGUUUUCUCAUCAAUGAGUUGCGCUCAAGGAGAGAGAUGGUUGCCCCAAAUUUGCGCCUUCCUGUCCCAGAUCAUGGCCGGCGAUGGCCGAUCAUCUCAGUCUACUAUUCAUCUUAGCAUCUCGAGCAAGGACUCACUCCCAUUUCAGCCCCAGCCGCCAUUCACUGCAACAGCAUCCUCCACUGGCGGCCGGAUAAGCCCCGCCGUCCUCUUCACCGUCAUCGUCGUCGCUCUUAUCUUGCUGGUAUCGGGCGUCGUCCAUGUCCUCCUCAGGUGCUUCAUCAAAAAGCCCCUUUUCUCCUCUUCUGCUUCCGUCACCACCGCGUCCGCCUCCCCCCACCUCCACCCGGUCGGCUCCGGCUCGCUCCAGAGACAGCUGCGCCAGCUUUUCCGCCUCCAUGACUCCGGCCUCGACCAGACCUUCAUCGACACGCUGCCUCUCUUCCUCUACCGGGAGAUCCUCGGCUCCAAGGAGCCCUUCGACUGCGCCGUCUGCCUCUGCGAGUUCGAAGCCGACCACAAGCUCCGGCUUUUGCCGAUCUGCGGCCACGCCUUCCACCUCACCUGCAUUGACACAUGGCUGCUCUCCAACUCCACUUGCCCGCUCUGCCGGGGGGCAAUAUUCUCCCAAGGGCUCAGCGUCGCGAACCCAAUGUUUGAUCUUGACGACUCUAGAGAGUCGGAAGAGGAGAUUGGCUCAGAGAAGAGAAUGCUCCCUGUGAGGCUUGGGAAGUUCAAGAACUUAAGCAACGAUGACAAUGUUAGCAAUCUCAGCGAUGGUAGUGAUAUUGAAGUUGGCAGUAAUUCUAGAAAACAUAUAGGGGAAACUAGUAUUAGCAAUUUGGAUGCAAGGAGGUGCUUCUCCAUGGGCUACUACCAGUAUGUGCUUGCUGAUUCCAAUCUCCAAGUGGUUCUUGCUACUAAUGAGGGGAGGAGGUUGGGAUUGGGAAGCAAGGAUGAGAGCUUUUCUGUGUCAAAGAUUUGGCAGUGGUCCGAUAAGAAGGGCAAGUUACCAGUUUGGUCAGAUGCUGCAUCUUUAGAGGGUUUUUUUGCCAUGGACUGAAUCAACAGUGGAAGUUGUAUGAAAAUUUCGCUGCAUUAGAUUUGAAACUACAAGCAUGAUUUUGAAAUGGUGGAAUCUAGCAAGUGGUGUCUGACGCAAGUUCUUUGUUGCAACUAUGGUGUUAACUUAACCACUUGAUGACUGUGCUUUUGCUCCUAUAUUCGUCUCAACAUAUUGGUAAGCUUAUUCUGAGUAAGGCUCAGUUAAACUGGUGGUUCACAUACCUAAG